This is a messenger RNA of Odontomachus brunneus, 1347 nucleotides long. RefSeq names its product mitochondrial dimethyladenosine transferase 1 (gene mtTFB1). Gene Ontology annotation, cellular component: mitochondrial matrix. The transcript has 3 exons. NCBI's taxonomy places the organism in Eukaryota, Metazoa, Arthropoda, Insecta, Hymenoptera, Formicidae. Gene Ontology annotation, molecular function: rRNA (adenine-N6,N6-)-dimethyltransferase activity; mitochondrial transcription factor activity. The record is from RefSeq and is a predicted model, not a curated record. Gene Ontology annotation, biological process: transcription initiation at mitochondrial promoter; rRNA methylation. Bases 33 to 1061 code for a protein of 342 amino acids.
ACUUCAUCAAGUACAACGAUAAACGCUUGAAAAUGCUCGCUCCACGAUUACCGCCACUCCCAUCAAUCAGAGACCUAUUAAAGAUGUACAAAUUGAACGCCGUGAAACGUUUGUCUCAAAAUUUCCUGUUGGACCAAAACGUAUGCAACAAGAUUAUACAGAAAGCAGGGAAUCUCGCCGACAGUCAUGUAUUAGAAGUUGGUCCCGGCCCUGGUGGACUCACUCGAUCCAUCAUGAAACAACUACCGAAGCAGAUAAUGCUCGUGGAGAAAGAUCAAAGAUUUCAACCAACCUUGGAUAUGCUGGCGGACUCGUUCAAAAUGGUUAACGGGAAGAUGGAUAUAAUAUACGAUGAUAUCAGGAAAACGCACAUGCAGAGCUUAUUUCCAGAAGAGAUGAAAAUGAACUGGGACGACAAAUCUCCGAACAUCUUCCUCAUAGGCAAUUUACCGUUCAACGUGUCGACACCCCUCAUAAUAGAAUGGCUGCACGCGAUUGCUGAACGUCGAGAGGCCUGGGCGUUUGGCCGAACGAAGAUGACGUUGACGUUUCAGAAGGAGGUAGCGGAACGUCUAGUUGCCCCAGAGUCGAGCCAUCAACGGUGCAGGCUGUCGGUAAUGGCACAAGCGUGGACCUUCCCGGUGCUCCGUUUUGUUAUACCUGGUAGCGUCUUCAUUCCGCAACCGGACGUAGACGUGGGAGUGGUGUCGUUCACGCCGUUGGUGAAACCGCGCACGCAACACGACUUCAAAUUUUUCGAGAAAAUCACAAGACACGUGUUCAGUUUCAGACAGAAAUACAGCAUAAGAUGCAUUGAAACUCUCUUCCCGUUGUAUUGUCGCAAAGAAUUGGGUAUGAUGAUGUAUAAAUUGUCCGACCUGGAACCGACCAUGAGGCCCACGCAGCUCUCCGUAGGGGAUAUCGAUAGACUAGCUACUGCCUACAAGUAUCUGCUCGAAAAGCAUCCGGAACUCAAAAUGUAUAACUAUCGCUCGAGUCGACAUGUGGUACCGGUAUGCAAUACGAAAAAUGUCGUUGUCGAGGACUACACGGAAACUUGAAGAGGAACGAGUUCCAGAUCCACGCUGGUUCACACACCUUGAAAACACAAACGCGAACGCGCAUUACAUCACUUUUAUUAAAUCGCAGCAAUUGUGUAGUGGAGCAAAUUAAUUAAUUCGUUACAAUGAAUUUCGGUUAGAACUGUUGUGAGGACAUCUGUAAAUAUACAUUUAUAUACAUACACGUAUGGCUUAGCGCUUAAAUGAAAUAUUGUACAAUGUACACAAUUUGUAGUUUGCGAAUGUUAGGCGUGGUAAAGUAAAAAAUACUGUUAAUCAUUUUAAA